UUUAGAGAAGGAAGCAUUGUCCUGAGGACACCUUUCACUGGAUUUGAAGUUCUAUCGUCCGCCUACCGACAGGAAAUCACCGAAAGAAGUAUUUCGGGUUGCGUUGAAGUAUCGCACAAACAGGGAGAGAAAUUUGAGAUUGACAUCUCUAUUUCUGCAAUGGCUGGGCACUUGACUGUUCAAACACCAUUCCAAGGAUACAGACGUAUGUCAACCUCAUUUACAACUGACGUCUCUUCUGAUAAUGCUUCAACUCAAUUUGAACUUUCUUAUAAUCCUGGCGAGAAAUUUGAAGCUGAUGUUUCCUUGUCUUUGAGAGAAUGUCAUCUCAUUGUCAAGACUCCAAUCACCGGCUACGAAACCUUCUCUGCAGCAUACACUGUCAGUGUGCGUAAAACGAAUUUUGUUUUUCAUGCUGAAGCGAUAGCUCCGAGCAGUGACAAAAUCGAAUUAGAUGUCAACGUCAGAUUUGGUAAUCGUAUACAAGCUAAUGUUGUAGUGAAGACCCCCUUUACUGGAUAUGAACAAAUUGGAAUGACCGUCUCUCAUGUCAUGCAAAAUGGAAACCUUCAAUGUUCUGCUUCGAUUGAUUAUGGCAAGGAAAUUUCAGUUGCCUCCACAAUGACAACACAAGGAGAUAUAUCAUAUUCCCUAACUGUGAAGACACCAUUCAAUGGAUUCAAAUUGUCUAAAUUCAACUUUGCUUUAAGCAAGAACGACAGAAGUCUGAACAGCCGAUCCUCAAUUGCAGUGGGUGGUCAAAAGGGAGAAUAUGACCUUUCAGUCAGCUACAAUCCUUCUAUUGACGCCAGUUUUGUCAUAAAAACACCUUUUAGUGGCUUCCAGAUGACGUCGGCAGCAUUUCAACAUGUAAGUUCUGUUGAAAACCAACAAAUGCACGCACAGAUCACA
Messenger RNA from Mizuhopecten yessoensis (Yesso scallop), 912 nucleotides. RefSeq lists its product as uncharacterized. The transcript has a single exon. The record is from RefSeq and is a predicted model, not a curated record. Lineage: Eukaryota; Metazoa; Mollusca; Bivalvia; Pectinida; Pectinidae. The annotation marks the transcript as partial.